UCAGCAAAUAUGCCGCGCAGUUUCAGCAGGUUUCUAUCGAAUCGCUACAACGACGAGCAGAAAACCCUCAACAAACGCCAUGACGCUUUACUUUCGGACAUAUCCAACACUCCCCGAUGCCGGAAGUCGCGUUCUACUCUCUGCCAUAAGGCCAGGGCUAUGACCAAAUUGGAAUCCAAUUUUAACAAAAGAUUCACCUUUCAUUACGGCAAGAGACAGCCCAGCAGUGAUUGGCGCCAGGGUGACAAUAUACCCAUUGUAGUUCGAAGGAAAAUGGAGGAGCAACUGAACGAACAGCUAAUGGAGAUCCAACCGAUCUCGGAGGACCAAGUGAUUAGUCACACCAUCUGGAGGGUGCAAAUGCCGGAUGAAAUUCCAGUAAGGCCCAAAAUUUACAGCAAUACCAAAGAGAGAAUCAUCACAGCGGUGGCCUUACCCAAAAGGCGUUGUGGUAGAAAACCUAAAAUUAAAAUAAUAGCUCGGCAAACAGACAAGUCUGAUGCAAUAGAGCCACUAAAGGUGGAGGAACCCUUACCUUUGGUAAAGAAAUUAGUGGAACGACGUCAUAUCAAACAGAAGGGCGAACAGUUGACCUGCAGCAACUGCUCCAGGACCUUCAAUCACUCCUGGAUGCUGGUGGCUCACAUGCGCGUCCAUACCGGCGAGCGACCCUUUGUGUGUCCCGAGCAGGAUUGCCAAAAGUCCUUCUCCGAUCGAUCCAAUCUUCGCACACAUCAGCGCUCAAUGCGCCACCAUAAUUGGGAGCAUCAGUGCGGGCAGUGUGGCAAGUAUUUCAAUCAGAUUUUAUAUUUAAAUCGGCAUACAUUAGAGUCCUGUCGCAAAUACCUGAUGAUCGCAAUGCACAGGAAGUCCUGA
Molecule: messenger RNA, 876 nt
Organism: Drosophila kikkawai
Lineage: Eukaryota; Metazoa; Arthropoda; Insecta; Diptera; Drosophilidae
Biological process (GO): regulation of transcription by RNA polymerase II
Cellular component (GO): nucleus
Molecular function (GO): RNA polymerase II cis-regulatory region sequence-specific DNA binding; DNA-binding transcription factor activity, RNA polymerase II-specific
Source: RefSeq, a predicted model, not a curated record